AUGGGUGGCGCGUUGGGCAAGCUUUGUUCAGCUUCAAGCGUACAGGCCGUUGGAUCUGUUCUCGACCGAGUAAUUUCACAGCCUAGCAGUGAAGAUCAUACUGUUCUCUAUAAGCUCGCGGAUUAUAAAAAAGGAGGUUUGUUGUUGGAAACAUACGCUAAAAGUGGUAUGAUGGCAGCGGAGAAGUUAAUACGUGAAGAAUUUGCAGCAUAUAUGUACGCGGGUGGACAAGGAAGAGUUAUCAAUCGUGCAGAGUAUUUACGGUGGAAAUUUAGAGACCAAGAACAAGUGGUGUUGCCAAUAGAAGCUUCACUGUCUCCACACGAUCCACUCGCGAAAUGGGAAGAUCACACUGCAUGCUGGCAAAUGAGUUACCGUGGAGCGCUUGGAGAGUCUCUAUUACAUGUCCUUAUUAUAUGUGACACCAAGAUACACACAAGACUAGCCCGGACACUUGUAAAAUGUUUUCCAAAGUUAUCACUGGACGUUGUUGAAGGCGAAGAAUAUUUGGGCGCGAGUUCCUUACAUCUUGCGAUCGCAUACAGCAAUAAUGAAUUAGUCCAAGAUUUAGUGGAAGCUGGUGCAGAUGUAAAUCAAAAAGCUAUCGGUAGUUUUUUCCUUCCACGUGACCAGCAACGUGUUCCACCAGUUCGUCAAACAAAUUACGAAGGUCUUGCGUAUUUAGGAGAAUACCCCCUUGCCUGGGCUGCUUGUUGCGCUAACGAAGCAGUAUAUAACCUUCUAUUGGACUCAGGAGCAGAUCCUGAUUCACAGGAUUCCUUUGGAAAUAUGAUACUUCAUAUGGUUGUUGUGUGUGAUAAAUUGGACAUGUUUGGCUAUGCCCUUCGACAUCCAAAACUCCCAGCGAGCAAUGGCAGAAUAAAUAAAGCAGGUUUCACACCAUUGACUUUGGCUUGUCAGUUGGGCCGAGCUUCUGUAUUUAGAGAGAUGUUAGAACUUUCUUCUAGAGAAUUCUGGAGAUACUCAAAUAUAACGUGUUCUGCUUAUCCUCUUAAUGCAUUGGAUACGCUGCUACCCGAUGGACGAACCAACUGGAAUUCUGCUCUUUUUAUUAUUCUAAAUGGCACUAAGCAAGAACACUUGAACAUGCUAGACGGUGGUAUAAUUCAAAGACUUUUGGAAGAAAAAUGGAAGACAUUUGCAAGAACGAAAUUUCUCAAACGACUUCUCAUUUUAAUGCUCCAUCUGCUUUUACUCUCAAUAUCUGUGUACCUCCGACAUAGUAGUUUGGAAGCUGAUGCCCAUCCUGAUUGGGGACUUGAGGUGUACGAUGCUAGAAGUGGAAUACGUCUAGCUACUGAACUGGGCACUAUUAUAAGUACAUUAUGUUACAUUAUUUUACAACAAGGAGAUGAAAUUAAGAAUCAAGGUCUAAUUGCAUACUUUAAGCAGUUGAUACACGAACCAGCGAAGUUUAUCUUUUUAGCUUCAAAUCUGCUACUUUUAGCUUGUAUUCCAGCUCGUUUGAGUCGAAGAACAACACUCGAAGAAGCAAUACUUAUAUUCGUACUGCCUGGAUCCUGGUUUCUGCUAAUGUUUUUUGCUGGAGCUGUGAAACUAACUGGUCCCUUUGUAACUAUGAUAUACAGUAUGAUCACAGGUGACAUGUUUACUUUUGGAAUUAUCUACUGCAUCGUCCUUUUUGGAUUUUCACAGUCGUUUUACUUUUUAUACAAAGGUUUUCCUAGUGUUCAAUCAACACUAUUUUCAAGCUAUCCAAGUACGUGGAUGGCUUUGUUUCAAAUAACUUUGGGCGACUAUAGUUAUUCGGACCUUGGUCUAACAACAUAUCCGAAUCUUUCAAAAACGGUAUUCGCAGUAUUCAUGGUAUUUGUACCAAUACUGUUGCUUAACAUGCUGAUCGCCAUGAUGGGUAACACGUAUGCACAUGUCAUUGAACAGUCCGAAAAGGAAUGGGUAAAGCAGUGGGCAAAAAUAGUGGUGUCACUUGAGCGAUCUGUGUCCCAAGAGGACGCACAUCGUUAUCUUCAAGAGUAUUCAAUAGGGUUGGGUCCAUCGGAUGAUCCUCGAUAUGAACAACGAGGAGUUAUGGUUAUCAAGAGUAAAGCCAAAACCAGAGCUAAGCAGAGGAAAGGGGCUCUGGCUAAUUGGAAGCGAGUUGGAAAAGUAACUAUAGCUGAGUUGCGCAGAAGAGGGAUAACUGGCGAAGAAUUGCGGCGACUAAUGUGGGGCAGAGUUUCUAUAUCUACACCAACUAAAGCCCCUUUGGUACGUAUUCCUCCUCCGGAAAUAGUAAAUACAGCAGAAGGUCCAGAAGCUGGAGUAGGACCAGCUUUGUCUUCUGCUCUUAAUGUUAUGGCAUUCACACACGAUCUUGAUCUGACUAAUACAACGUCAAUUUCAGAAAGUCAAAAGCAAUCAACACCUGACCUUCUUGUUAACGGUCAGAUUCCGAGAACGAAUCUUCCUCAAAAUCAAACAAUGACGAAUCAUAUGACUUCACAAAACCAGCUAUUAAUGGUUUCUACAAAUCAACCACAAACAAAAAGUGACCUUGAAAUGAGAAUACCCUCAAAUUUACCUUCGUCUGGAAACAACCAACCACAAAUGCCGAUGAAAAAAGAUGCUCUGACGGUUACUUUGCCGACUCAAGAUCUUCAAACGAUACAAAAUAUAAAACCAUCAGGCAUAAAUGAAAAGGUCUACAGAGACUAUCUCCGCGAAUUGAUGGCUAUGGAGCAAAAACUAGACCCGAAUGAUGAAAAAUUGAAAAUGUUAGCAGAAAAAGCCGCUAAUCUUGUCGACGUACCAGAGAUCGAUAUUAACGUAACGAUUGCGGUAAAAUCAGCUCGUUUAGUAGUAGCAGGCGCAAUGUCUGGUUUAUUCGGGGUUGCAGCUGAUAUACCGGCACCGGAUUCCGGCUGGAAACGUGAUCGACAAGAGCACACUGAUAGUGAACCAGUACCAGACUCAAUAGUGCUGGGUCGCGCCGCUCGGGCUCGCCGAGCGCGUACGGCCUCCCGUCGCGCACCGCCUCCUCCACCACAUCUCUACGUACCGGCCAGAUCUAUGUAUUUUGCAGCAUCGGAAAGUAGUGCCGUUGAAAGUGACGUUCCAUUAGAGGAUCAACUGAGCUCCGGAAAUAAUUCAGCAAUUGGAACAAAACGCGACAAUCUAAUGAAAGCAGCAAGACCCUUAUGUAUUCAGAAUGCUACAGGGCAAGCCCAAGACGAGUAUUCAUUAUUUGUCGUAGGGCCAGGAAAUGGCGCGGAAGUUGAAAGCGUCGCUCCAACUCGAACAGUUAAAAAUAAAUCGAAGAAAAGACGUCCAAAAACUGCACGGCCUCGUCAAAAUAGAGUAUCUCCGGUGUUGGAUACAGGAAGUCCGCUGGAACCAUGGGCGACUGCCCCAUUAUCGAGGCUUUCUCGUUUGAUUCGCUCUAGCAGCUCUUCUUUGUUGAAAGAAACUCACUCAUCAAUAGACAGCUCGUUGGAAAAGUAUUGAUUUACUAUUUUAGUAAAUAGUCGUAAUCACAUUAAAGUAUGUAAGUAAAACUA
Messenger RNA from Melitaea cinxia (Glanville fritillary), 3539 nucleotides. RefSeq lists its product as uncharacterized. Gene Ontology annotation, molecular function: calcium channel activity; protein binding. The transcript is spliced from 24 exons. Bases 1 to 3486 code for a protein of 1161 amino acids. NCBI's taxonomy places the organism in Eukaryota, Metazoa, Arthropoda, Insecta, Lepidoptera, Nymphalidae. The record is from RefSeq and is a predicted model, not a curated record. Gene Ontology annotation, cellular component: membrane. Gene Ontology annotation, biological process: calcium ion import across plasma membrane.